GCAGUGACAGAGUCAUUGUCCCCCACUCUAUGCUAAGUGCAGGGGUGUCUUAUCGCUUCACCCUUACUGUGAAGAAGCCUGGAAAAAGUCCUGUCUCUGUGGCACAGAUGGUAUGGAUUGACUCUAACCAGACCCUGCCAGUGACUCUGGAGUGCCGUUCCUGCAGUGCUUUGUCAAGCUACAAGGUCAGCAGGAGCGUCCACGUCACACUGUCUGGACAGUGCAACAGCUGUGACAACAGAACACAGUAUGAAUGGAGAGCUCAGAGUUCCAAUGGCCAGAUUCUGACUUUGGACAACGUGACCACUUCCACGGGGGACUCCAAUCGUGAUCUGGUGAUUAGGCAGGGGAUUCUGCAGGAUGGAGUAAAUUACACUUUCACAGUGUUGGCCAUGCAGUUUGAUGGACAGCUACAGGGAUCGGCCAGCCUCACUCUCACUCCAAACAACCCACCCAGAGGAGGGGUCUGUAUUCUAAGACCAGAAAACAACAUCUAUAUCUUGGAGACACCCGUUAAAUUUCAGUGCAUGGGUUGGAUGGAUGAGGAUAACAGCCCUGUGCAGCUGAUCUAUACCCUGACUGCUGAAAUAUGCUCUCCUCCCAGCAACCAUUGCUGGCACUUCUGCCUGUAUCGGGGGAUCAAAUCGUCCUUUAGGACCUUCCUGCCAGCAAGCAGUCUCACCAAUCUCUCUAGCAUCAAUAUCCUAGUUGAGCUAGAGGACUCACAGGGAGCAAAGAUCCUGGCAUUAAACCAAACUUUGAUGCUCACCAUGCCUGAUCUUCCACCACAGUUUAAGUCAGUAACCAGUUGGCUGAAGGAAAAGAGCAGAUCAGAGCUGUGGGGUUUAAUCCAACAAGGCAACCCACAGGAAGUGAUGCCAUACUCCUUGGCUAUCAUAAGUCUACUCAAUAAAGAUUUGGGAAAUCAGGGUGAUACAAAGGAGCUACGGGACCGGAUCUCCAUCCGCAGCAAUGUCACUGCAGUCUUGGCCUCCCUGAAUGUCUCCAGUGUGAAGGAUGUUGAUCAGCUUAGUGCAGCAUUGCGAGCAUGUGUGGUAGGUCUCUUUUUGUACUCUCAGUGA
Sphaerodactylus townsendi is the source of this 1082-nucleotide messenger RNA. RefSeq names its product polycystin-1-like. The transcript is spliced from 6 exons. Lineage: Eukaryota; Metazoa; Chordata; Lepidosauria; Squamata; Sphaerodactylidae. The record is from RefSeq and is a predicted model, not a curated record. The coding region runs from base 30 to 1082 and encodes 350 amino acids.